Closterium sp. Naga37s-1 is the source of this 2208-nucleotide messenger RNA. The record is from the annotation of a GenBank genome assembly. Lineage: Eukaryota; Viridiplantae; Streptophyta; Zygnematophyceae; Desmidiales; Closteriaceae.
CUGAAUACCGACGGCAUCCAGCUGAAUACUGACGGCACCCAGCUGAAUUCGGGCGGCGACCAGCUGAAUUCCGGCGGCGACCAGCUGAAUUCCGGCGGCGACCAGCUGAAUUCCGGCGGCGACCAGGCCGACAACACGAUUGCAAAUGCCAACAACGACGGAUACACCAGUACACCCAGCGCAGAAGUUGUCCCCGCCAAAUCCAGCAAAACGAACUCCGGCGAAAAUGCCGCGGAGAUUGUCGUUCCCUUUGGCGCAAAAGUCGGCCCAGUAGCUGACGUCAACGCCGCUGGCGGCCUCAAAGUGUCGGCCGGCAAUAACCAGGUGGAGAUUAAUCCAACCGGCAGUGCCGACGUCAGCUCUACUCUGCUUAAGACAGACGUUUCUGGGGAUGCAACGGGCUCGGCGAAAUUUAACCGUGAGGGAGUCACCGUGAACGUGGACGGAACCGCAAAAACGAACGUGUUUAACGGCGUCGGGACGGGCGAGGCAAAGGCGAAGGGCAGCGCCGGCGUGACGAAAACCGGGGUCAACGCGGACGCCGCGAUUGGAGCGAACGCCGAUGUGGCAGGCGUGGGAGCGAAUGUGAAUGUCGGCGCUGGCGGCGGGUUUAACAAGAAAGAAGUCAACGCGAAUGCCGGGUUUGGAGUUUACGGGAACGUGGGAAAUAUCGCGGGUGCCGGAACUAAUAUCGGAUCGACGGCGAAGGUUAGCCUCCCUGCAUUCCCCCCUCUCUUCCUUCCACCAACCCCCCUCUCCCCACUAUUUUCCCCCAAACCAUCGGUGUGUGUCCAUAAAAGCUCUCCCCUUCUCAUCCACCCCUCCCUGUCCCCCCUGUCCCCACUGUCCCCCCUGUUCCCCCUCUCCCCCCCCUCCUCUCUUCCACCCCCUUCUUUCCCCCUUCCUUCCCCUCUCCCCGCUCGCCUCUCUCAAACCAACAGCAUGCUCCGCAUCAAGAAAAAGGAGGUCGCUCAGACUUUUGAGUCGACUCAAAAGUCACCUCUGCUCCGCAUCAAGAAAAAGGAGGUCGCUCGCUCCCUACCCGCACCCUCACCCCUUUUCAACCCUCCGUGCACUUCCUCCCCUCCCCUCCCCUACUUCUCCACCAAACCAUCAGCAAGUUCCGCAUCAAGAAGAAGGAGCAAGUUCCGCAUCAAGAAGAAGGAGGUCGCCCACACCCUCCUCACAACACUCUUUCCUGGUACCCAUCCUCUCACUCCUCUCUUCCCCCUCUCCCCCCUCACCCUCCAAAACAUCAGCAACAAGUUCCGCAUCAAGAAGAAGGAGGUCGCCCGCACCCUGCGCUGCGUCAACUGUAGUCCAUCCCAACACAUUCCAACCUCUCCCCACCCCCUGCACUUCCCCCUCUCCCCCCUCACCCUCCAAACCAUCAGCAAGUUCCGCAUCAAGAAGAAGGAGGUCGCCCACACCCUCCUCACAACACUCUUUCCUGGUACCCAUCCUCUCACUCCUCUCUUCCCCCUCUCCCCCCUCACCCUCCAAACCAUCAGCAAGUUCCGCAUUAAGAAGAAGGAGGUCGCCCGCACCCUGCGCUGCGUCAACUGUAGUCCAUCCCAACACAUUCCAACCUCUCCCCACCCCCUGCACUUCCCCCUCUCCCCCCUCACCCUCCAAACCAUCAGCAAGUUCCGCAUCAAGAAGAAGGAGGUCGCCCACACCCUCCUCACAACACUCUUUCCUGGUACCCAUCCUCUCACUCCUCUCUUCCCCCUCUCCCCCCUCACCCUCCAAACCAUCAGCAAGUUCCGCAUCAAGAAGAAGGAGGUCGCCCGCACCCUGCGCUGCGUCAACUCAAGUUCCGCAUCAAGAAGAAGGAGGUCGCUCGCUCCCUGCGCUGCGUCAACUGCUCCUCCCCUCCCACCCCCUCCUCUCCCUCUCCCUCCCCUCCCUCCUCUCCCUCCCCUCCCUCCUCUUCCCCCUCCCCUCCCUCCACCUUUCCCUUGUUCUCCUGAUGCCCCUCCUGCCGCUCCCCCUCCGGCCCCUCCUGUCGCUUCCCCUUCCGAACCUACUGGUUUGGUUCGGCGCUUGCUUCGCCAGAGCAGCCGGAUCGGUGUGCCUUCAGACAUUGACACUAGCAAGGAGGCAAUGCAGGGGAAGUGCCAUACAAUGGAGAUGGUGCUGGCGCUGGUGAAGGUGAAACUGCCGGGGAUGGAGCAGGAGCCGGGCUUGGUGCAGAAACUGGGCUAG